GUUGUUGUCCUGCUGAACGCCGCGCUUUUAGUCUUCACGGCGUCUCUCAGGAGAAGGACGCUAGAAGACGCUUUUCGGUACGUCCGUCUCGAACGUUUCGUCGGCUUUCAGCCGCUUAAAGUGCGCUUUUAUCCGCAAUCAUUUUUCCAACUUGUUCAGUGCCCUGAUAUUGUGACUGGUCAAUUUUGCUUGUUGAAGUGGUUUAUGGAAACUUAGGAAUUUUUAUUUUGCCCAAGGUUGCUGAACUGAUACCAGGAGCGCGGAAGAUCAGAACUUGGAAGCACUGUACCUUAGACUUUGGUUGACAACAUCAACCAUCAUUUGUGGAUUUGUUUUGUCUGCGACUAGCCAUGAUUAUCCUUUGGCUCUUUAGUUUGGCAGGCGGACUGGCAUUGGGUUUACCGUCAAUGAGAGAUAGUCUAACCAAUCCAGUACACGUUUACGAUGGAGAUGACGCUCUAAUAACUUGCGUCGUUCGAGAUAUCGGCUCUAACACCGUAAUGUGGAAGAAAGAAGAUAGAGAACGGCACAGCACUAGAGUUCUAACUGCUGGAGAGAAUCGAGUGACUGCAGACAAAAGAUUUAGUGUCUUGCAUGACUCUGGUACUGAUCAGGACGAGUUUGGAAGCGACCUUCCUUCAGGCGGGGACGUUUGGGUUCUGGUGAUUAAAACGGCAAAACCCAACGAUUCAGGCAUUUAUGUUUGCGAAGUGAACAGCAACCCUAUAGUGAGAAGCUUCCACAGGUUAAAUGUUCUAUCCAGAGCCAUAACAGCAAACCCAACCGAUGUGAUAAUAUACGAAGACCCUAAACCGACAAGUGACGGAAUUAAAAAGCACAACUACACCGAAUGCUGUGUGGCUCAAAACGUUUCUUCCCGCUGUAUGGGAUUCUGUAACAUCCAAAGUAUACUGGAAGGCAGUACCGGGCAGGACCCAGAAAACUGCGAGCAAGACUUUCCAGCGAUUGUGCGUUGUAUGGCCGAUGGCAGGAAUCAUGUUCCGUGCUGCAUCCAUGAAAGAAUCCCGGAUAUUUGCCAGGAUGUGUGCCGUGGCGAGUACACAGCCAUCACAGAGAACAUCAAGACCCAUUUCUCAUGUUCCGCCUACACGGAGCAAACGCUCGCCUGCAUUAUGGAUGGAAUUGACUUAUUACCCGGCCAACCUGAGAAUGUGGAAGUGGAGCCGUUGAGUGAAACGUCCAUCAAAGUGGAAUGGUCGCCGCCUCAUGCCAACAGCGAAACCAUCACGGAAUAUUUGGUGAACUUAACAGCCCUUAGAAGUUUCCAUGAAAACUCCGAAGAGGAUUUGAGAGCGGGCGGUAUGAAUGAAAGCGCCAACACGAUUGUUCAUAAAGUAGGUAGCAAACUAACGUUGGAGGUUUUUUGCAAUUUUUUGUCCUUGCAGAUUACCAAAGAUCUGAACUCCACAAUAUUCAGCAAUUUGCUUCCAUUCACCUGGUACGCAGUCACAGUGGUUUCCCACAAUAUUAUUGGCUCCUCGUUGCCCACAUACACGGUGAAGACUUUGACUUUAGCUCCUGGCAAGGUGAUCCAGAGUGUUAAAGGAAAAGCGCCUCCAUUGCCUGACAUCAAGAGCUGCUGCUCCAAUAAAGGCAUUGCCCAUAAAACGUGCCUCAGCAAGCUUUGCGACCCCAUUGAAGCUGAACGAGUGGAAAUAACUGAUCUUAUGAUAUGCGCCCCAUGGGCGCCAGACACCUUUGGUUGCCUGACCAACGGCAUCGAUCACACCCCCUGCUGCAAAGAGCGAGGUUUGCCUGAUAUCUGCCAGCAGCUUUGCACUGGCAACGUUUCCAGCCUGGAUUUCAACUACUUUAAAUGUUUGCGAUACAUGGGAGAGUACACCAACUGCCUCCUUCAGGGCUACGGCGUUUUGCCCAGCGCUCCUACUCAAGUGCACAUUACGAAUGUGGAAAGCGAAUUCGCCCUUCUGCAUUGGUCGCCACCUAAAAAGCUGGGGGAGACCGUACUCAGCUACAACGUCCACAUUCGGCCAGUAAAUUCAGAGGAAGACGAUGACGAUGAGGAACCAGAAUACAAGAUUAUACCGCACGCUAGAAGCAUCUGGGUGCUGGAAGGCUUGCAAAGUGUCACAGACUACGAAGUAUAUGUUGAGGCUGUUAAUGUGCAUGGCGUGGGCAAUCCCAGUCCAAGACUGACCUUCAGAACCGGAAGCAAAAUUGAAGAAGACGAAAUUGAAGAAGCGGCGGCCUACAAUGUAACAGCUUGCUGUGUAGAAGCGAACCUCAACAGCGUGUGUCUGCCGCUGUGCUCCUACAACGCCAACAUGAACGACAUUAAACGACUAGCGGUUUGUGGAACAGAAUUCCACACGAUUCUUCGUUGCGCCGCUGGAGGAAGAAACCACGGAAGCUGCUGCAGCAGAAGGGGCGUCCCUUCAACAUGCCUAUCGCUCUGCUCAGGAGUACUGGUGGAUUCUUUACGUCACACUGCGCUCAAUUGCGUAACUUACAUAGGCAACAUUGUGCAAUGCUUUGAAGAAGGCACUGGUACAUUACCUGCUGCUGUUUCCGGUGUGCACGCGAUAGCUGCAGAUGCAUCUAGUAUCAUCCUUGAAUGGUCGCCUCCCGAAGAAGGACCAAACGUGACCGACUACGUGAUCCACUACCAAAAAGUCGACAACAACACCAUGCACGAGACUCUAAUUAAGCUGGACAAGCAAAUCAACACCACUGGCUUCUAUUACGCCCUCACUGACCUCGAGGAGAACGCCAUGUAUCAAGUGUUUGUGGUGGCGAGAAAUGCGUACGGCACCUCUUUGCCCUCGUCCAUAGUUUUUAUCAAACUGGCGAACGGCAAUGAGAGCAAGUGGGUCAACGGAGUCACCUCUCCUCCUCACUCCUUGGCUGUGGCCAGUCACAGUGCCACUUGGGUUACCAUCACAUGGCAACCUCCGGAAUUCAGCCAUCCAUCCGAGCAGAUCUCCUACAGAUUAUUCCACAAGUCAACCUCAGAUGAGGGCUACCAAGUGAAAAACACCUCAGUCACAUCCCACAUGAUCAAAGACCUCAGUCCCAACACCCAAUACAUUGUCUAUGUGGAAGCGGUAACGGAGAAGGGAGUUAGCAUGCCUUCAGAGACACUGAUCGCAUGGACGGAUCCAGCAUAUCCAGCGUUUGUAGAGCCACCUACAGUGCAUCCAAUUAAUCUGGUGAUUGAGGGCAGCAGCAUGACGAUUCUAUGCAUCGCAAUGGGCAAUCCGAUGCCCACCAUCUCCCUUUACAUAUCAGGAAGGCUCGUCAGGCAAGAUACCACUCGGCAUAUGGUUACAGUGAUCAACAAUGUGACCAGGGACAUGAACGAAAUUUCCUGCUACGCGGACAAUGGAUAUGGCACCCCUAUGCAGGCUUCUAGAAAAAUCACCAUUAGUCAUUUACCGCAAAUCAACGCCAGUGGAAUCACAAUGGCAACAAUAGGCGACUCAGUAACAUUAGAAUGUAGAGUGGAAGCCACUCCCGAGCCAAAGAUGAUCUUCUGGCGAAACCAUGAAGAUCGAACGCCGGUUGUGCAGGGCGGCAAGUACGACAUUGAGAUACUGAAGGCAAAAGACGCGGAAGACAAAUACAUCAUGCACCUGACGCUGAAGCAAAUUACAGAUUUGGAUGUGGGUGAGUAUUACUGUCAUGCAGAGAACGCGUUCGGGAGUGCGACUCAACCAGUCUCAGUGCGGAUCAGAAACAUUGCCACCAUCAACAAUGUGACUCAAUGCUGCAUGGAGCAGAACGUGUCUUCAACGUGUAUGGAUGCGUGCUCGUUCCAUCUGGAUAUUGAUGCGGUGAUUGAUAAGCCGGCAUGCAUACCAGAAUUUGAUAAACUCAUGAAAUGCGCAGCCGAUGGUUCAGACCAUCGAAAUUGCUGCGCUCACGCAAAUGUGCCCAGACGAUGCCUGGAUUGGUGCAGAGGAGAGCCAAUCCUCAGCACCAAAGUCUGCGUUCUCUCCUAUACCAAACAUAUCAUGGGGUGUUUCCAUGAACUCAGGGAUAAGCUACCGGGACCACCUCAAAAUGUUCAAGUGAAAUUUAUCGACGCGCACUCUGUGUUCAUUACGUGGGAUCCUCCAGUGAAGAAUCCUCAUACGGUGGAAAUGUACAGGGUGUUUUGGCGGCCGGUCGACUCCCCGAACAAAUCUAGUCAGAAAAAUGAUACAGCAGACACCAAAUUGCAAAUUCACGAUCUAAAGGAUGGCACCGCCUAUGAAGCAGUGGUUAAAGCGGGGAACAGCAAAGGCACUUCCACUCUAGCUGAGCCCAUCAAGUUCGUGAUGGGAGAAAAAUCGCUGAUUAUAACUCCAGCAGCUAGUCAAAGUCAAGAAGGAAACAACGUGGGUGAAGCGGUAGCCAUUAUUUUGGCCUUGUUAGUGGUAGGAGCCAUCAUCGCAGCCACAAUAUGGUUUGUGCGGACAAAGAAAAUGCUUGGAAUCAAGGGGACGAAUGGAAUAGCAUUUGAAAACCCCAGCUAUCUGAGGGAAGUCAACACGGACAAUGUGCAGAUCACAAAUGGACAGGAAAGCACAACGUCGUCACUAAACAGUUCGGCCAACGGCAGCAUUUCCAUAUCGAGUACUUCGGGCGGCCAGGGCUGGAAAAAUGAGCAACUCCAUGUUCCGGCAACGGCUCAAGAAGUCAACCCAACACUGUACGAGGAACUUAAAUUAGGUCAAGAUGGGGCUGGAUUCAAGAGGCUUAAGCCCUAGUAUGAGGAAGUGGCGAAAAUUAGGGGCCAAGAGUCUCGCUUUUGAAUGUAGGUAAAUCAUUUGUGGCCCCCAACUAUAUUGUGAUAGCGGUAGACACGGAUUGUAGUUUUACAUUGCCCUAACAAUGGUGAACGCAUGUAUAAUAAUUCCAGACUUCAACAAGACAGUUUGCGUAUGCCUAGAAUAUUUAUAUUGUAUAGAUUAUUUACUAGUUACUACUACUAAGUAGAAAGUCGGUUAUAAUCAGGCAAAACCUCCAAUUUUCCAUCAGUAAAGAUUCAACAUUUCACUAAACAAACACGGAAAGGGUGCCAUUUUAGGGCCAGGGUAUUGUACAUAUUUUAUUUGAUAUUCUAGCAAUACCUCAACAGUAUAUAUCAUUUUAGUUUAGAUUAAUUCGACUUUAGGUUACUUAAAGGAUAUUUCUUAGGUUUUAAGUAAAAAAUGUGAUUUAAUUUAAAAGCAGUAAAAAAACGCAAAAAGUUGUAGUUUGUACUAAAAUCAAAAGAAAAAUUUAGCAUAACAAAUGGUGUCUUUCAGAAUUAGUCCACAGUUUUUAUUUGCUUAUAACCCGAAACAAACCGUGAAUUGAAAAAGUGAUCAAUGUUAAAUUUUGCGGCGCCCUAAUUCUGAAUAACACUAAAAUUAGCUUUAAAUGGGUAAGUGCUCGAAUAUUUUUGUGGGAAAACAGUAAAUUUUUUUAUCGGUUUAUAGGAUUACUACAGAGUGGACAGAGGAGAAAGGCCGGACCGAAAAUACUCUAAUUUUGUUUGUAUGUAUUGAAUGAAAAACAAAUUGGAUUUAUUAAGUGAAGAUACCAUUGAAGUUAGAUAAAAAAGGAAAAGUUCAAUCAGUUUAAAAUGGAAAUGAUCAAUUUAUAACACAGCGGUAAAUUAUCCGAGUAAAUUUUAGAAACAAUCUUCCCGUGUACUCCGAAAGAAUUCAUGUGCUUUUUUAUACGAAUUUUAACCGAAUAUAUUUCAUUUUUGUUUGGGCGUUUCUGUGCCGCUGCGUAUACAAUUUGUUUUUCUCUAUUCUAUUAUUUUAGUUUUGACAUUUUUAUCUAUGCCUGCGUAAAUAACAUAACAAGCAACAUUUAAUAAAAGGAUAACGUGACUGAAAUUACAUUCCAUCUCAAAAUUCUUGUUGGGAUAAAAUGUGGGAUUUUCGGGUUCUUGGCAGUCACACCGAUUGUUCCGAUCAAAAUCACUUCGAUCGAAUAUUUUUGGAUGAAACUUGGUUCUAAGACUAGAUAAAUAAUUGUAAAAAUACUGUUAAUGUUAGCUUAGAAUUAACACCACAUGACUGAGUGUGAAAAGUAGCGGAAAACAACAAUAGUGUUCCAAUCAACAAUCCAACAUUCCGUCAAACGAAUGUUGUUGUAGCUCGACAUCAUAUUUGUGUAAACUCUACGCAAUGUUAAUGUGCCUUUGUCAUUUCUUUCAUAUGGGUAGUUCGACUUGUACUACCGUGGACUUCAUGUAAAUAGUUUUUAAAAUUUGUAAAAUAACGUUAUGUGUUACUAAAUGUAGUAGAUAAUACGAAAUAAAUAAUAAUUGACAAACCAA
Molecule: messenger RNA, 6301 nt
Organism: Dendroctonus ponderosae (mountain pine beetle)
Lineage: Eukaryota; Metazoa; Arthropoda; Insecta; Coleoptera; Curculionidae
Product: Ig-like and fibronectin type-III domain-containing protein 2
Exons: 25
Coding region: 351-4733 (1460 amino acids)
Molecular function (GO): protein binding
Source: RefSeq, a predicted model, not a curated record